AUGACAUUAGUUGAAUAUUCUGAAACUUUAAAAAAGUCAUUGGAAGAAUUUUGUAAACAAGAUAAAAAAGUUGUCACACCAGAAUUAAAUAGUAUUAUAGAGAACAUUUCUAAAACAGGUAUCACAUGCUAUCCUUGGAAUAUAUUAAAAGAAUUGUUUUAUUUUAAAUUAAAUGAAAUUUUGGAUAUAUUUGAAAAGGAAUACAUUGCAACAUCAUCCACAACAACUACAUCCACAACAACAACAACAACUAAUACAUCAUCAUCAUCAACCAAUUCACCACAAUCACCACAAUCACCACAAUCUCCACAAUUAAAUGUAAAUAUCAAAGAUGAAGAAAUGCAAAAAAUAAAGAAUCAAGUUAACCUUUCUGGUUUAAUUAAAAUGAAAAAAGAAUUUCUUGAUAGUUUUAAAGAAUCAAAAUUAUCACCAUUUACAGUACAAAGACUUUGUGAAUUAAUUAUCAAUUAUAAAAUGUAUACAUCAUUUAGUAAAUAUUUAUGUGCAGUUGAAAAAAUGUUAAAUGUAUCAACACUUCCUCAUUUAACACCUGAAGAAGUGAUCGAAUUUAAUAAGAAUCAAAAUUCAGGGUCAAGAUUAAAUUCAUCAACCAAUACAACCACUACAACAACAACAACCACUACUACUACAACUCCAACUGAAAAAGGAAAUAAUGAUCAACCAAAUUUAGAUAGUUUUGCUUUUUCAUCAUCUUUUACAACAUCAUUCCCUUCUGAUACAACCUCCUCUACUUCAACAUCACUCUCCACUGAUCAAGAAAUGAAAGAUUUAGAUGUUGAACAACAAAAAGAUGAUACCGAUAAUACAGCUAAUGAAAAUGAAUCAAAAUAA
Dictyostelium discoideum AX4 is the source of this 852-nucleotide messenger RNA. RefSeq names its product protein phosphatase 4 regulatory subunit 2 (gene ppr2). Lineage: Eukaryota; Evosea; Eumycetozoa; Dictyosteliales; Dictyosteliaceae. Bases 1 to 852 code for a protein of 283 amino acids. The record is from RefSeq and is a predicted model, not a curated record. The transcript has 4 exons.